AUGCGUGGCACCAUUUCCUGUGAACACCCGUGGGAGGUCAUGCCUGAUCUCUACUUCUACAGAGAUCCUGAAGACAUUGAAAAAGAAGAGCAGGCUGCUGCUGAAAAGGCUGUGACAAGGAGGAAUUUCAGGCUAGUUAAAACUGCAGAGUUGGACCCCUCCUGGAACUACCUCUUUGACUUCCACCCUCACGGGGUCCACGUGGGAGCCUUCACCAACUUCUGCGCAGAGCCCACGGGCUGCUCCUGCCUCUUCCCGGAGCUCCCGCCACACCUGCUCAUGCUGCCUUGUUGGUUCCAUCUCCUCUUCUUCCGGGACUACAUCAUGUCAGGUGCUUCUGCCCUCCCCCCAGGUUUGGUCUCCUUUGUCAAGGCCCCGCUGCCUCAGGGGUGGCCAGGUGGCCGUCCUGGCGUGGGAGGGCCCCUGGAGGCGCUGGAGGCAAAACCCGGACAACUGAGCUUGCAGAUUCAGAAUCAGAAGAGAUUCGUUAAGUCAGCUCUGGAACUCGGAGAGAAUGAGCUCUUCCAGCAGUUCCCGAACCCCCCGAGCUCGUGGGUGCAGAGGGCGCAGGAGGCUCUGCAUCCGCUGCUAAGCGUGGCCCUGCCGCUGUUCCUGGGCCGCCGGGGCCUCCCGCUGCCCUUCCGCGCGCCCAUCCGCACCGUCGUGGAGGCGGCGAUUCUGGUGCAGCAGAGCCCCCCGCCCAGUCCGGCCCAGGUGGACAAGCUGCAAGCGCGCUACGUGGGGCGACUCACGCAGCUCUUCGAGGAGCACAAGGCGCGCUAUGGUGUCCCCGCCGACAGACACCUGGUCCUCACCUAG
This is a messenger RNA of Pongo pygmaeus (Bornean orangutan), 819 nucleotides long. RefSeq names its product putative diacylglycerol O-acyltransferase 2-like protein DGAT2L7P. The record is from RefSeq and is a predicted model, not a curated record. Gene Ontology annotation, biological process: triglyceride biosynthetic process. Gene Ontology annotation, cellular component: endoplasmic reticulum membrane. NCBI's taxonomy places the organism in Eukaryota, Metazoa, Chordata, Mammalia, Primates, Hominidae. Gene Ontology annotation, molecular function: diacylglycerol O-acyltransferase activity.